This is a messenger RNA of Spodoptera exigua (beet armyworm), 2169 nucleotides long. The record is from the annotation of a GenBank genome assembly. NCBI's taxonomy places the organism in Eukaryota, Metazoa, Arthropoda, Insecta, Lepidoptera, Noctuidae.
AUGAUGAUCACGAUAAACCUGGCGCUCGUUGACCUACACCUCAAAGGAGCUUAUGAGAGGGCACUCACUGAAGAUGACCCUUCGGUCCUCAUCUACGCCCCCAAUUUUGGAGAAGUAGAAAAAUACGACCAGGAGAAGACUAUAGUGCUACAAGAAUAUACGGAUGCAUCUAUAGCGCUGAUAAACGCCAGAACACGGAAAUUGAAUGCAGACGUUAUCAAGAUACCAAACUUUACCCUGAAAUCUAUUCAUGGGCUGGUAGGAAUAUCUUAUUAUGUGGCUAACGAGCAGACCGAUUUCAUGAUGCAAAUAUCAUUGCACGAUGGAGCUCUACACGGACUAAACUCCAUGUUUCGGCGAUCAGUACCCACGGGUUAUAAAAUGGAUAAAGUUCGUAAAAUCGAUUCCAUCGUCGCAUUUAGUAAUUUAAAGGUGGUUUACAAAUAUGAAGCAAUAAUACCGACGGGGGUGCCGUCCCUGUCUGGUGAGCUUACUCUGACCGCGAAUGAAGUAGCUGCCCGUCUUGGGCUGAGCGUGAUCGAGGAGCCUGACACAGUCGACUUGGACAUCCAAUUCUUGAACCAAAUGAAUGAAGCUGAUGUAUUUAGCAAAAUGUCUGAAGAAGAAAUUGUCGAUAUAGAGCAGGAAUUAAGUGAUCUCUUAAUAAAAGUCCAGCCCAACUUGCAAGAUGUUAUCAAAAGGAGUUUUACGAACGUGGCUCUACAGCAGACGAAGAAUGGGGAACACAUCAAACCAGACAGCCUGGGUGACACCUCGUAUUUCGCAAAAAACACUCAAGUAAACCUCUUCCGUUUAGAACUUGUUAAAGUACCUACAUUCCAUAUGCAGGCUCUGUCAUUAGAUUUGAAAUCCAUGAGUCUUACACUGCGAUGUUCACUUGGAGAAGUCAAUGUAAAAGGAUUGUAUAGUGCAUUUAAUGAAAACUUGUAUAAUCUCAUACCUGUUAUGGCUGAAGGACAUGUUGUAAUAUCAUUAUCAAACAUGAUCGCAGAUGUGAGGGUCGGCUUAGUGCUAGAAGAUGAUGCCUUCUCAUUCAUCAAUCCGGGCAUAGAGUUCACACAUGAUGAAGUUUUGGUAAAGUUGUCAUGGCCAUCACCGCAACGGACUGGCGGAUACGAAUUCGCUACGACCGAGCAGCUAGCUAAGCAUAUAGAUGACCUGCCCCUAACUGCGGCCGUGUCUCUACCAUUGUACGCGCUCCUGAGGGAGAAGCUACAGCUGCACCUAGCUCUGGUACUACGACAGGCUACCAGCGUUUCUGAGGUCAUGUGCUCCAACCCUUCGCUGAUGGAAGCUUACAGCGGUAUGAUCGACAGCCUAGCUCAGAACGGCAACAAGGUUGUAGACAUGAUCCUCAUCAAUAUACGGCGCACGCUGCUGCAGAGCUGUCGAGAAGUACUGCAGCUACCACCGCUCCAUGCAACCUUCAUGCACAAGAUAGGAUCAUUAUCGUUUAUCGGCAAGUUUGAGACGGACACGGGCUGGGUGAAGAACCUGGCGACCAUCAACAGGAUCAGUGACGUCAGCGUCACGCGACCGGACCCCAUGAAGACCAGCUUCUACGUCACGUUAAGGAUAAAAGAUUUACAAAUUGGUUACGACGAAUAUCGCAUCCGUGCGAUGGGCGUAUCGUGCUCGGGCCGCGCGGCCGCAGCGCUGCAUCGUCACUCGCUGCACCUAGCGCUCACUAUAGGGCUCGCGCACUGGGAGCCCUACGCACAGCUGGACCAUCUUCGAGUACAGAACUUAGAUUGUGCAGACUUACACGUAACUGGUCUCGGUCCGCUAAGUGGGGCUUCAAACCUCGUGUGCGCGUGGUUACGAGGCGCUUCGACUGCCCUCGCAGCUCCCGCGGUAUCCGCGCAGAUACAACAUGAGUUACACACAGCGUUACAAGAACUACCUUUAUGGGAUCUCCUACAUGCCAAACAAUGACGUGACAUGUUACAGUAAGCGUGUUGCUGCAACGUAAGACUGCGUAACGUGAUGCAGGUAAUAUUUAUAUAGGAGUUAUUCCGUGCCAAAUGGAUUAUACAGUCGUACAGAUGUAGUACGGAUUUGUUUGAUGUUUUUGAGAUGAUAUUUUAUUGCUUUUUUUGUAUAUGAGUGUAAUUUGUUUAAACCUAAUGAACAGAAUGCUAUACAAAU